Messenger RNA from Microplitis mediator, 2464 nucleotides. RefSeq lists its product as uncharacterized. NCBI's taxonomy places the organism in Eukaryota, Metazoa, Arthropoda, Insecta, Hymenoptera, Braconidae. Gene Ontology annotation, molecular function: protein binding. The transcript has 7 exons. The coding region runs from base 999 to 2324 and encodes 441 amino acids. The record is from RefSeq and is a predicted model, not a curated record.
UAAAAAAUGACAAUGAGAAAACAGUGGAUGGAAAUAAAUGAGUUGACACGCGCGAAAAAAUUUUGCUGCGUAUUUUAGUCUAUAAAUAUUCACGUAUGAUAUGGGAACUGAUACUCGAUAUGACGAGCAUCGAGUCUGGAUUUUAUAUGACUGGUGACUGAUGAUAAUUUUGUACACAAGUAGAGGAUGAUUUUUAGUAAAAAUAUAAGACAAAGGAUUUGUAAAUCCCCUCUCAGGCGGCCAUUUCGAAAGACGUAUUUUGGCGCGUGCGCGAAAAAUAUGAAAAGCAAAGCGGGAAUUUUAAAUCGUAUUGAAAAUUUAUUCUGUAAAGAAUCGCUAGUACACUUAACAUUUAACACUUUUUAAAAAAUAUUAAAAAUGAAUUUACUUAAAAAAAUAUUUGAUAAUUUAUUUGAAAAAAUUAAUUCUCCUGAUUGAUAAUGAAUUUCAAUCGAUUUUAAAUAAAUGACUGCAGGAAAGAAAAUUAAUCGUUUAAGCUUAGGCCAAGUGCAUUUGAAUUAUUUUAAUUCAUAUUUUUUAUCAUGAUUUAAAAUUUUCCCGCCUAUUUGGAAUUUUUUUUUAAAUUUUAAUCUAUUGCAGAAAAUUUUAUUCCGUAGGAUUUUUCUUUUUUUUCGUAGGGUAGAAUCACGUAAUUUACACAGAAAAAAAUAAUCAGUAGCUGCUGAUGAUUAUUUAUUUCCGUGCAUUAAUGGACACACUGUUUCUUAUGUUUUUUAAAAGAUAAAGCCAAUUUAAUCUAAUUAUCGACAAAAUGAAAAUUAUCAUUCAAUCGAAUAUUCGUUAGAGUAUUAAUAAAUGUUCGAGAAAAAAUAUGACUAUUCGACAAAAGUGUUGAUAUAUAUUAAACGCUUAGUAAAUGUCGAUAGUCAUUAAAUUUUAUGCUUAUUGUCUGUUCAUUUCUCUAACUUGCUAGUCAAAUUUAGAUUUAUAAUUAAUAAUUAAUUUAUUAAUAUCUAAUCAGAAAGUUUUAAAUUAAUAUGGACGAAAUUUUGUUCACACAUAUAUGUGAAGUAAUUUUUAAAAAUACGAAUGAUCUGAUAAUAUUAGAAAAACUAAAACGAGUUAAUAUUCUUUGGAAAAAUUCUAUCGAUAAAAUUUUGGAAACAUCGGAUAUAUGGAAGAGGGCAUGUUUGAAUGAAAUUCCAUCGGAACCGAUUCCCUUCAUGAUUACAAGGUUUUUUCCGAUGGUUCAUUUCGAAAAUUAUCAUGAACUUGAUGACCUAAAAGUUUGGCGUACUGUUUAUUUUUCAUAUAGAAAGUGGAAGAUACUCUCGAAACUUCGAGUUUCAGUCGAAGUUUCUUAUCAACCUGCUGUUAUAUCAAAUCGUCCUGAAGGAAUUUGGGCUUUUGCAAGUAACGACAAAUACUUUGCUGUUGGAAAUAGUCGAGGAAUAAUUUAUCUUUUUGAUUUUAAUCGAUUAAAUGAACCUGUGCAAACAAUAAAUUUUGAAAAAAUUAUAAAAAAUAUUAAAUUUUGGUCUCCUGCUAGUGGCGACUUAUUCAUAGUUGCACGAAUUGAACCUGGAAACAUUAAAUUUUGGAAUGUUUCUGCUAUGACAGAAGUUGAGUGUAUCAAUAGUAAUGAUGAUACUAGGAUAGACGUUCUAUGCACCGGUUCACCAAAUAUAUUAUUUACUAUAAACAACAGAAGAUUAUAUGAAUACAAACAUACUACAGAUGGUAUACGAUUAUAUCGUAUAGAUAACUUACAAUUACCACUUCGAACAGUCACUGGCUCGGUGGAAAACGACAAAAUAAUUUAUGUAUCAACGGAUGAAGAUUCCGUAACUUUCUAUAAUUAUCGUAAUCAAACAUCUUAUGGAAAUCAUAAUAUUAUUGAAGAGGACCAUCAAAUAUUUCCUGCUUGGAGUAAUAAUAAUAUACAUCCAUAUGAUAGUCCCACGUUUGUAUUUCUUUCUUCAAAUGUUAUAUUGCAGGCAAUAGCCAAGGAAAACUCGUGUCUCUUGAUUUAUAAUCAACGAACCAACUGGACUAUGCAUAAACCAUUUGAAUCCUCCGGUUACAGUAAUCUUGUAACUGCUGGCAUAUUACACGGAAAACUUUUGAUUUUGGGCUUCAAAACUGGUCAUGUACGGAUAUAUACUAUAGAAAAUAUUGAAAGCCUUAAAACUUCUAAAUUAGAUCUUAAUUCAGGAAUUGAGUAUCUAUUGAGUAAUGAAGAAAUUUUACCAGACAUUGUACGGUUGGAAGUCGCUGAAACUCAAGGAAAAUUAAUUAUUUUAGCGAGAACAGCGUUCGUUGUACAUUCGAUUAAUUUUUUUCCUAACAAUAAUCCUCAGUAAAUAAUUAUUUAAGUAUUACAUAUUCAAUUGUAAUAACGGCACUAAUGAAAUUCGAACUCAUUCGAGUACUAAUUAUGACGCUUGUAUUGAAAUUUCUUAAGAAAAUAAAAAUAAUUCGAAAAUACUGGAAUAUACAAAUA